Molecule: messenger RNA, 1218 nt
Organism: Candidozyma auris
Lineage: Eukaryota; Fungi; Ascomycota; Pichiomycetes; Serinales; Metschnikowiaceae
Exons: 1
Coding region: 1-1218 (405 amino acids)
Biological process (GO): mitochondrial magnesium ion transmembrane transport
Cellular component (GO): mitochondrial inner membrane
Molecular function (GO): magnesium ion transmembrane transporter activity
Source: RefSeq, a predicted model, not a curated record
AUGAUGGGCAUCAAGCGAUGUGCCAUCAAAGCCUUAAAUAUUCCAUACUUUCGAGGACCGAGAUUCUUUUCCUUAUCUAGGCGACAUCUUCAAGAUGUCUUCAAUGAUGUCUUCAUCACCAACACUCUACGAACGAACAAGCUGGAGAACGAAUAUGUGAAGUGCACAAUUUUCGACAGCAAAGGCGACAUGGUGUGCCAUGGAAAAAAUAUACAGAAAACAAAGUUUAUGCGAGAUUACGGGCUUCUCUCCAGAGACCUACGAAAAGUUGUUCGGUCUCCCACCCAGUCAAGCAGAUCUCUUGGUGUUAAAACUCAUGUCGAAUUCGUCCCUCUGCUUGUGACUAGAGACGGUAGCAUUUUGUUGAGUCUUCUAAAUAUCAGAGCCCUCAUUCGCCACGACACUCUUGUGGUAUUCGAUGCUCCCACCACGUCAUUCUCAUCCUCAUCAAGCUUUCACGAGUCUCACUCUCAUGGGAACUUUCUACAAGAGGUGGCCAAGAGACUCAAAGCAGACCACCCAGAUGCUCCUAAGCUUCCCUAUGAAUUUAGGGCUCUUGAAGCAAUUUUGAUCAACGUUGCAAACAAUUUAAAUACUGAGUUGAAGGUCCACAAAACUGUGCUCUCUAAUAUACUAGCCAGUUUAGAUAAGGCUAUUGAAAGAACGAGGCUACGAUACUUGCUUAUUCAAUCCAAGAAGCUUGCACAGUUUUAUCAAAAGGCUAAAUUGACCAGCGAUCUUUUAAGUGACUUGUUGAACCUGGAUGAUGAGCUUAACGCCAUGUACCUUACUGAAAUAUAUCAUGGCCGACCUCGCUACUCAUUUAAUCAUCAGGAAGUGGAGCUUCUACUAGAAUCUUAUUUCGCUACGAUAAACGGAAUCGUUCAAACCAGCGAGAAUUUGAUUUCUCAAAUCAAAACCUCUGAAGAAAUCAUUAAAUUCGUUUUGGAUGCCAAUAGAAACGAUUUGAUGUUGCUUAGUUUGCGCUUCUCAAUCGGGCUUCUUUCAAUGGGUGCAGUUCUUUAUGUUGCAGCACUCUAUGGCAUGAACCUUGAGAAUUUCAUAGAAGAGAUCGAUGGUGGAUUUGAAGGGGCCGUCAUAUUUAGUCUGAUUGCGUUGGUCAUCUUGUUCUUCCAUUCGCUCAAACACCUCAAGCAGGUUCAAAAGAUUACAAUGAGUGAGUUGCCAAAGAAAAGCAAACUUCCAAAGAGGAAGUAG